AUGAAACCAAUGAUGAAUAGCAAAAGCCGCAGCGUGCAGCGGGAUCGCCUCGCCCAUGGGCCCUGCAGCUCCCCGUUGUGUCCCGUGCCUGCAGGGCACAUGGAGGGGCCCCGUCCCGCAGAGCCCCCCCGGGGCCCCCACGCCGUGCUGGAGGGCAAAGUGAAGGCGCUGAAGGAGAAGCGUGGAGCCGAGCGGCCCUCGCCCAAGAAGCCCCGUGCCCGCAGGGGGAAGGCUGGAGCCGAGGAACCGCGGGCGCAGCUCCGCACGUACCUGACUGACGGGCUGCUGGACGGCACUGCGCCAUGGGGGGAGAGAGGGGGGCUGGGAGGCUCUCCCCCUCUGGUCUCUGAUGGCAAGGAGGUGACGGCGGGCCCGGAGCCGCUGUCCUUGGCUGAGAGGGUGGAGAGGAACCGGCGACUGCUGCACGAGGUGCUGGGGAUGCACGAGGUGCCAGCAAGUGACGGCGACUGGGACUCAGGGGUCUCACUGCAGGAUGCAGAGGGCUGCAGGGCCUUUGUUCCCGGGCAGGAGCUCGAGCUGAGCCCACGCCAUGAGCAGGCCAAGCAGCUGCUGCAACGCGCCCGCAUGAAGGCUCGUACCAACCCGCUGCGUGCCAGCCACGACCUCCUGCUGCUGCCCACCACCGCGCACCCCAGGGAGCCCAGCGGGACACCGAGGCCCAGCGUCACCACACGGGAGGUGGAGGGCACGGCGGGCGGCAGUCUGAGCGACUCAUCCAGCGGGGAGUCGGGCUGCAGGGAGCCCCGGCGGCCACGGGGACCCUCCCCAUCCCGCGUGCGCUUCGAGGACGAGUCGGCCCGCGACGCCGAGGUUCGCUACCUGGAGCGGCUGCGGCACCGCCGGGUGCUGGGCUCAGCGCUGGAGCGCAGCGGCGGAGAGCCCCGUGGGCAUCCCGGGGAUGGCCCUGUGAAAUCCCGGGGUGGUGACGUCCCUGCUGGGGGCAAGUGCCAGGCCUGUGGCUCCGUGCUCGGUGCUGCCGUGCCAGCUGAAGGCAGCCCCGUGGCACGGGGAAGGGAGCGCACGGGUCCUGGUGCUGCUGCCCAGCCUGAACCCAAGGCCCGGCCGCUGGGUCCUGGGGGGUCCCCGCUUUGGAUCCUGCCCUCCCGGCAGCGCAUCCACACUGAGAAGAUCAAGGAGACUUACAUCGGGAAUGUCGCCCGUGGGGAUGAGGCAGACUCGGCACUGGAGAGCACCGACACCUCCGAUGGCUGCCGGACUGACAGUGAGGAGCCGCGGCCCCGCAGCCCCCACCCACGGGGGCAUCGGGAGCCCCGGGCUCGUGGCCACCGCAGCCCCCGCACCUCAACACAGAAGGAGAAGGGCACGAGUGUGGCUGGGAGCUCAGGGACACUUCGCCCCCCACCAGCGGGUACAGCUGGCAGCCAGGAUGGGGGGCACACCGGCAAGGCGGCGGGCGAUGGAGGGCUACCGGUCCCUUCCUCGAGGCCAGCGGGGCCUUCCCACACCCCCUCCACCACCACCACUACGAAGGCCUGCUCCCAGGUGCCUUGCAGGACAAGUGUUCCUGUUAGCAGCCACCAGUGUCCAGAGCCUGAUGCUGGGAGCACUUUGCCCCAACCCAAGGGCGCGGGGCAGCGGCGGGGGCCCUGUGGCCCUGUCUGGCUCCCGGGGAGCCCCCUGCGUGCCUUGUCCACUAAUAACUGCAACAACACCCAUGGACAGGGCUGUGGGAGCCGCCCCGAUGGGCUGGGGGCACAACCUGGGGAGACCACCAGGACGCCCAAGGCACAGCACGAUGGGAACGCAACACCUGGGGAGCCAGCACGGGCAACAAGCCGGAAGGGCAGCGGGGAUGCGGCUUCCUCGGGGCUGAAACGGCUCCUGUGCAGCCUGAGCCAGAGCACCAAGCAGCGCCUCGGCCGCUUUCGCUGCUACAGCAUGGAGCAGCUGCCCGGCCCUGCACCCAACGGCCCCAACGUGAAGCGGUCGCCCUCGCUGCAGGCCCUGGUGUCACCGUUCCGCCAGCCCCAAAAAGCCGCCUCCAUACAGAGCCUGCACAGCCUGCUGGGCAGGACGCCCCGAGCCAAUGCAUACCUGCUGUCCCAGCCAGGGGACAGGGACAGGAAGGCAGCCUCGGGGCCGCGGCACUCGCUGAGCGUGGAGGACAUCGGUGCACCCGACCGGCUGCGCACGGUGGGGCGCGUGGUGGAGGUGUUCCCCGAUGGCACCAGCCUGCUGGAGAUAGAACGGCCACCACACGGCUCCUUCGGCUUCCAGGUCACCUCCGGGCACGGCCGGCCUGACACAGGUGUCUACGUGCAGGAGAUGGCGGACGCCGGCACGGCCAAGCUGUAUGCGGGGCUGCUGGGGGUGGGUGAUGAGAUCCUGCAGGUCAACGGGGCUGCUGUGUCGGGCCUGGGGCUGGCACGCAUCCGGGAGCUGCUGCUGCAGGCAGACAGCCUGGCCCUGCGUGUGCUACGGCAGCGCCCGGCUCGGCGGUAGCAGCACGACUCCAGGAGGAGUGGAGCAGUCUGCAGGAGUCCUGCACGGAGCUAAAAUGCAAUAAGGACCUCACCAAGACAAAGGGCCUGAAUCUGCCCUGCUUAUGUGCAAUGCGUGGGUCCCUGCAGGGAUGGGGACAGCAGGGCACCCUGAGAGGCAACAUGGGACCAAGGACCUGCCCCUGGCACGGGGACAUCUCAGCUCUCCGGCCCUGGACUCUCUCUGCCUCAGUUGGAAACCUCUGCCUGUGAGCUGGUGGGUUUCUUUUAAAUUAUUUCAAACUGCAAAAAGAAAAAACAAACCACAGAACUGUAAAUAUAUAUAUAUAUGUGUA
Phasianus colchicus (ring-necked pheasant) is the source of this 2818-nucleotide messenger RNA. RefSeq names its product KIAA1614 ortholog. Gene Ontology annotation, molecular function: protein binding. Gene Ontology annotation, cellular component: nucleus; apical plasma membrane; cell cortex. Gene Ontology annotation, biological process: regulation of cellular localization; establishment or maintenance of cell polarity; centrosome cycle. NCBI's taxonomy places the organism in Eukaryota, Metazoa, Chordata, Aves, Galliformes, Phasianidae. The record is from RefSeq and is a predicted model, not a curated record.